AUGCCACGACAUAAGAAAUCGUCUAAAGGACAUUCUUGGUACUCUGGAAAACACUACACGAGUUCCAUCCCCACCACCCCAUCUUCACAGCAAUCACAAACUGAAAAAGAACAAGAGCAAAGAACAAGAGCCUGCUUUCAAAUAAGUAAUGAUUCAACGGUUGGAGAUGACGAGUCAAUUUGGGAUGAGGGAGAUCAACCUACUACUUCUUAUAAUAUAGCCAGAAAACUUUCUAGUGUCGAAGAAGACGUUUGUUAUAAAUUAAGAACAGCUAACAAAGGUGAUGGAAUAGAUUAUAAUGCAUUAGAAGAAUAUACUACAGAAGAAAAAACUUCAGCGAAAAAAGAUGAGGGAAAUUAUCAUUUAUUGCCUUCGUCUAUGAUGUUAAGCAGAAUAAGGACAGAAGACAUGCUUGGUGCAUCCAAGGUUACAGCUGAAAGCCUUCCGGAUGGUAAACUGUUUGCCGGAUGGACGUAUGAGUAG
This is a messenger RNA of Rhizophagus irregularis DAOM 181602=DAOM 197198, 483 nucleotides long. The record is from RefSeq and is a predicted model, not a curated record. Lineage: Eukaryota; Fungi; Glomeromycota; Glomeromycetes; Glomerales; Glomeraceae.